Ictalurus furcatus (blue catfish) is the source of this 877-nucleotide messenger RNA. It is a transcript of the gene stmn2b, whose product is annotated as stathmin 2b. Gene Ontology annotation, molecular function: tubulin binding. The record is from RefSeq and is a predicted model, not a curated record. Gene Ontology annotation, cellular component: growth cone; neuron projection; cytoplasm. Gene Ontology annotation, biological process: microtubule depolymerization; neuron projection development; regulation of microtubule polymerization or depolymerization. Lineage: Eukaryota; Metazoa; Chordata; Actinopteri; Siluriformes; Ictaluridae. Bases 88 to 645 code for a protein of 185 amino acids. The transcript has 5 exons.
GACUCAGUGCCUUACAGAACAGUCCCGUUUCUCCACACCGUCCAGAACUACAGAUCCUCUCUGCUAACAACAACGACAACCGCAGCCAUGGCCAAAACCGCAGUCGCUUACAAAGAGAAGAUGAAGGAGCUGUCCCUUGUCUCCCUCAUCUGCUCCUGCUUGUACCCAGAGGCCCGGAACAAGAUGAUGGGCGAGUUUGAAGACAUGAAAGUCAAACCCAUUAAUAAGCGAGCCUCUGGACAAGCCUUCGAAGUGAUCCUGAAACCACCAUCCCCUACAUCUGAGGGCUACAGCGUCACCUCUCCCCCCAAGAAGAGGGACGUUUCUCUGGAAGACAUUCAGAAGAAGCUGGAGGCAGCUGAGGACCGAAGGAAAUCUCAGGAGGCUCAGGUGCUAAAGGCUCUGGCUGAGAAGCGUGAGCACGAGCGUGAUGUGCUGCUCAAGGCCAUGGAGGAAAACAGCAACUUCAGCAAGAUGGCAGAGGAGAAACUCACCAUGAAGAUGGAUCACAUCACCAAGAACCGCGAGGCUCUGCUCACAGCUAUGCUGGAGCGCCUACAGGAGAAGGAGAGACAUGCCCAGGUGGUACGCAGGAACAAGGAACUGCGGGAUGAGAUGAGCGGAGACGAAGAUCUCCAGUUCUAAUAUGUCCCCCCAUCACCCACCUGACCAAGUCAGAGACCCUCUCUCCCUAUUACCCAGUCCCACGUAGAGAAAGAGUCUCAUACACAUACACACACACUCCACCCCGCGUCCCACUUCCUAACCUGAGGGAGAAGGACAAACCCCAGUCUGCACCAACAGCACAUGCCUAUCCCAUCUUCCCCUCGCAAAAAAAAAAAAAGUGAAAAAAUGAAUGAAACUACUGCUCCCUACU